Messenger RNA from Oncorhynchus kisutch (coho salmon), 3137 nucleotides. RefSeq names its product ubiquitin carboxyl-terminal hydrolase 12. The coding region runs from base 122 to 1270 and encodes 382 amino acids. Lineage: Eukaryota; Metazoa; Chordata; Actinopteri; Salmoniformes; Salmonidae. The record is from RefSeq and is a predicted model, not a curated record. Gene Ontology annotation, molecular function: cysteine-type deubiquitinase activity. The transcript has 10 exons. Gene Ontology annotation, cellular component: nucleus; cytosol. Gene Ontology annotation, biological process: protein deubiquitination.
GCCGGAGACACUCCCUCAUCCUCAAACUGGACGGUGCAAGGUCUCCCCGGAACUCCCACAGCCGUAGCGGCUGUCAACGUUUUAACAUUGGGUUUCGGUCCAAUAAUAUGGAAAAAGACGGAUGGAAAUACUGAUGACAGUCCGAAAGAUCGCCUCGAUUUGUACGAUGGGCGCCAAUGCCUCUGCUUUGGAGAAGGAGAUUGGACCAGAACAGUUUCCCGUUAAUGAACACUACUUUGGAUUGGUCAACUUUGGGAACACCUGCUACUGUAACUCGGUGCUGCAGGCCCUCUACUUCUGCCGUCCGUUCAGGGAGAAGGUCUUGGCCUACAAGGUCCAGCCCAGACGUAAAGAGUCACUGCUCACCUGUCUUUCUGACCUCUUCAACAGCAUCGCCACGCAGAAGAAGAAGGUGGGAGUCAUCCCUCCCAAGAAGUUCAUCUCACGUCUGAGGAAAGAAAAUGAGCUGUUUGACAACUACAUGCAACAGGAUGCCCACGAGUUCCUCAACUACCUCCUCAACACUAUCGCUGACCUGCUGCAGGAGGAGGAGAAGAGCCAGGAGAGACAGCAGAAUGGAAAACUGUUACAGAACGGAGGAGGAGUUGGGGGCAGCAGCGGGACGGGAGGAGGACAGGGUGAGGAGGGGGAGAAGACACAGCAGACCUGGGUCCACGAGAUCUUCCAGGGAACCCUAACAAACGAGACGCGCUGCCUCAACUGUGAAGCUGUGAGCAGUAAAGACGAAGACUUCCUGGACCUGUCUGUAGAUGUUGAGCAAAACACCUCCAUCACACACUGUCUCAGGGGUUUCAGCAACACAGAGACACUAUGUAGUGAAUACAAGUACUACUGUGAACAGUGUCGGAGUAAACAGGAAGCACAGAAAAGGAUGCGUGUGAAGAAGCUGCCUAUGAUCCUGGCCUUACAUCUGAAGAGGUUUAAAUACAUGGACCAGCUGCAGCGCUACACCAAGCUGUCCUAUCGCGUCGUCUUCCCUCUGGAGCUCCGCCUCUUCAACACCUCAGGAGACGCCACCAACCCCGACCGCAUGUACGAUCUGGUCGCCGUGGUCGUCCACUGUGGAAGUGGUCCAAACCGUGGUCAUUACAUCACCAUAGUGAAGAGUCAUGGGUUCUGGCUCCUGUUUGAUGAUGACAUCGUAGAGAAAAUCGACGCCCAGGCGAUCGAGGAGUUCUACGGUCUAACGUCGGACAUUUCCAAGAACUCUGAGUCCGGUUACAUCCUGUUCUACCAGUCCCGGGACUGAACCAGCCAAUGGGAUUUGGACUCAGCAUAGGGAGGGGCUUGGGCUACCACAGGCCCCGCCCAGCCCACCAUCCGUUAUAAAUAUUCAGGCUUUACAGCAGAGCUUUGCACUGUGGAGCAGCAGGAGGACGGAUGGAGGAUCUUCAGCAGACAGGAGCCAACGAUGGCCGAGCAACCCAUCAGUGUGACAGGAUAUGACUUCAUUGGAGAAGAAGAUCAGCGACCAGGGAUUGUUAUGCUUCGUCAUCAUCAUCCUAGUCAAGAUGGUCCUGAUGGUCUUUCUCUCUAUGAUUUGACGGUAGAUUAGAAAAUAUGUUUGCUUGGCUAGCUCGCCGCUUACGUAGCGUGACGUCAUUACUGGUGUCCUUGUCAUACAUAGUGCCACUGCGGUGGUCUUAAACAGCAGCUUGGUUAGAUGAAAAGUAGAUCUGCCAUUUCCAGAAUGUUCUCCUCUUCUUUGUUGUUGUUGGUUUGGAGAGAAGAGUUUGGUCCCUUUUUGCAGCUCAGCAGGCCAGUUUUAUAUUAUGGUUUGGAUGCCAAAAGCUGCACAAAUAUCUGUUUUUGAAGGGACACGUGUGCUCUCUAGCUCCCCUCUGGCAACAACAGAUAUGGAGUAGGUUCUCAUUUAGCUCCUCCACCUCCUGUCAUCUGAUCUGAACCUUCCAAUCAGAGCAUGUUUUUUUUUUUUUUACGCACAAGUUAACCAAACAUAGCUGUUGUUUGGUAAUGUUAAAUAUGUGUUACACUGCCAGUUGGAGUAACUAACUUCACUCUUUAUAGGUUACGUCCCAAUAUCUAUACCAGCACACUGCUAAGUAUGCAUGCCCGAUGUAUUCUAAGUAGUGUGCUAGUGCAGAUUUUGGAACGGAUCUGAUUUCUCUCAACAGAGAGCAACAUGGAAAAUGGCCCACUAUUCAUAAAGCUUCUCUGAGUAGGAGUGCUGAUCGAGUAUUGGUUUGGCCAUGUAGAUCAUAACCAAUCAGAUUCUUAUGGACAGGGACCUGAUCCUAGAUCAGAGGUUUUAUGAAUACAGGUCCUGAUCCGUAGCUCUGACAUGGGAGGUGUUUUAUAUUUUAUAUUAGCUAGGACUAGAGUGGGUCCUGUGUUAAGUUGAAUGUACAGUAAGGAACUGGCUUCUCAUUGGUUGGCCCGUACACAGGUCCUGGGGUCUCAACCUAUCCUGACCAGUACUAGUUAUAUAUCUGCACCCUAUUCCCUACAUAGUGCACUAUUUUUUACUUUGGCUUGUAGGGUCUCAUAGGCACAUUUGGAGUGUGAGAGAGUUAAACUCAUUAACUUAGGCCUACUGUAGACCUAUCUACCUAGUAAACACUACUGUAGACCUAUCUACCUAGUAAACACUACUGUAGACCUAUCUACCUAGUAAACACUACUGUAGACCUAUCUACCUAGUAAACACUACUGUAGACCUAUCUACCUAGUAAACACUACUGUAGACCUAUCUACCUAGUAAACACUACUGUAGACCUAUCUACCUAGUAAACACUACUGUAGACCUAUCUACCUAGUAAACACUACUGUAGACCUAUCUACCUAGUAAACACUACUGUAGACCUAUCUACCUAGUAAACACUAGUACACUCCUAGCCUAUAGGCUACUAUCUACCUAGUAAACACUAGUACACUCCUCUAGCCUACAGGCUACUAUCUACCUAGUAAAUACUAGUACACUCCUCUAGCCUACAGGCUACUAUCUACCUAGUAAACACUAGUACACUCCUCUAGCCUACAGGCUACUAUCUACCUAGUACACUCCUCAGAGCCUAUAUGGUUCACUCUCUCUGAGUCACAAACGAUACCCUAUUUCUUGUGUGUGUGUGUGUAUUAAACAGUGGUUUGACCCCUUU